This is a messenger RNA of Hermetia illucens (black soldier fly), 466 nucleotides long. RefSeq lists its product as uncharacterized. The record is from RefSeq and is a predicted model, not a curated record. The coding region runs from base 67 to 411 and encodes 114 amino acids. Lineage: Eukaryota; Metazoa; Arthropoda; Insecta; Diptera; Stratiomyidae. The transcript is spliced from 3 exons.
AAUAUCAUAUAAACAAGAUGAGCAGUUUUACCAGUUGGUCAGUAUUCAUUGAAUCGUUGAUUAGAGAUGAAGUUCGUAGUUUGCGUUGUCGCUGUGGUAGCUGUGAGCUACAUAAGUUUGGUGGAAAGUGCAGUUUGGCGAGGUGUCGCCAACGACAUAAAUCAUCCAGGAAAAUGUGUUAUUGACAAAGAUGUGCUUCUCGACUACGGGCAGGAGUAUCAUCCGCCAAACCGUUGUGAAAAAAUUUCAUGUCUUCAAGGCGGCGAAAUUGCGGGAUACAGUUGUGGAGUGAAAGUCAUAGAAAACUGCCGAGAUGGAGGUUACGUUGAUGUAUCAAAGAAUUACCCCGAGUGUUGUUUGAAAAAAUUUAUUUGCAAAGAGAAGGGCAAGGAGAAAAUAGUAGAACUUUAGUAUAAUACCAUAUUUCUAACAAUUUAAAUUAAUUUAUUAUUUGUUUUAUAGUUUG